Molecule: messenger RNA, 5240 nt
Organism: Ricinus communis (castor bean)
Lineage: Eukaryota; Viridiplantae; Streptophyta; Magnoliopsida; Malpighiales; Euphorbiaceae
Product: nuclear pore complex protein NUP160
Exons: 27
Coding region: 180-4664 (1494 amino acids)
Cellular component (GO): nuclear pore
Molecular function (GO): structural constituent of nuclear pore
Source: RefSeq, a predicted model, not a curated record
UAUGCCUUUUGUUUCAGAAAAUGUUAAGCAAAUUAUAGAUCCCCGUAUUUCAAAGAGGCGGGGUGUGGCGUUUUAAACCUCAGUGUGGCAAAAUGACUGCAACGCAGUAUUAGGGUUUAAGCGAAACUAAUAAAUAAGAAAGAAAAAGAUACACCGCAAGUCGGUCGACGUUAGGCCGCAUGGAAGUCCCAAUCAUAGGCAGCGAUUCUGUCACAUGGCUCGAGCUGUCCGUCCCGGAGGCCGCCGGUUCAUCUGCCGGUUCACCUCUUCGUUUGGCUCCUCUCUCUAAGGAUUGUGCUUCCUGCUCCGUAAUUGGGGACCCCCUUGUCUAUCUUAUUUGGAGGAUUCACAAGAACCUCCCUUGUGCUAUUGAGCUACUUGAGCUCUCUGCUGAUAAAAAAUUUCUCAAAAUUGGACUCCGUAUCACUUUCUCUGAUGCCCUUUACCCUUUUGCUUAUAUCUGCAAGAACGAGUUUGGUCCUCCUGCGUAUCCCUAUUUGCUCUAUGCAUUGACUGUUACAGGAGUAGCUUACGGUUUCAAGUUAAGGAAUGUUUCUGGUUAUACUUCCAGCUCCACUUUUGCACAGGAUGAGGUUAUAGAGUUUAAUUUGCAGAGUUAUUUGAAUAAUGUAACAAUAACUAGUGUAUCAGCAACUGCCGGAUGUCUUGCCGUUGGCAGAAAUGAUGGCUCUGUUGCCUGUUUCCAACUUGGCUCACUUGACCAAAAUGCUCCCGGUUUUGUACAUGAGCUGCGGGAUGAUUUAAGCAUCAGUCGUUUGUGGGGUUUCAUGUCUAGGAGUAGGAUGGUAGGGGCUGUGCAGGAUUUGGUAAUACAGGAGUUUCACGGGCUAAAACUUUUGUUUGGGCUUCAUUCUGAUGGGAUCUUACGAGUAUGGGACUUGUCAUGUCGUGGAAAGCUCUUAAGCCACUCCAUGAGCAUUCCAAAUUUAGAAGGUGCAACAGUUGUAAGAUUGUGCGUGGGUGAUGCUACUACGGAUUUAAGCUUAAUUCCCUUGGCCAUCUUGUACAAACAUACUGUGGAAGUUAGCAUGGAGAUGGUCUAUGUUUUAAGGCUCCACUGUAGUUUCGGAGACAGGAUCAGUUUAUCAGUAGAGUCCUCAAUGCAAAAUAUUCCUCUUCAGGAGGGGGAAUUCAUCGAUUUCAAACUUACUUCAAAUAAGAUCUAUAUAUUGAAGGACAAUGGAUUAAUGCUUCAUAAUUUAAUUCAUACAAGUAACAGUGAGGAAGAAGCCAAGUGCUAUGCUUUGCAAGAAGAAUUUGUUGCUGAUCAGCUAUUUCAAAGUUCUGAACAUUCUUCAGAUGAUCUUGUUUGGAUUAUCCAUUCAAUAUUCUCAUAUACAAAGGAUCAUGUUGUGCCAUUUGUCUCUUCUAUGUUUUUGCAUCGGCUUCUUCACCCUGGAGUUCAUCAUAAUUCUGUUCUUCGUUCCACUCUGCUGGAUUAUAAUAGGCACUGGACUGAUACUGAAUUCCAGUCCUUAACUGUUGGUGGACUAAAGAAAGAAGUUUAUUCGCUAAUUGAACAUGAGGGUAUCAGUGAAAGUCCAACAUCAAUAUUUUCUUCCUGGAAACAUUUUUGUACACGUUAUUUUCAUAAUUGGUGCAAGUUCAAUUCACCAUGCGGUUUUCUAGUUCAGUCCUCUGCAGGUGUUAUUGGUUUAAUCAGAAAGAAUUCAAUAUCUUUAUUUCGUGAUAUGGAAAAAAUUGAGGUGCUUAUUGAUGGUUCUGCUGAUGAACUUCUUGAUCCAAUCAACUUUGGAUUGGAUUUAUCCGAUGAUGAUACUGAGCGUGAGAUUCUUAUGGACGCGAUUAGAUGCAUUAUGAAUGUGAGCCAACAAUUUGGGAAAGUAGCUUCUGCUAUAUUUUAUGAAUCACUUGUUGGCACGUCAGCUGUUUCUUCUGAAGAAAUUGUUCCCCGCUUGCUGAAGAUUCUGGAAACUGGAUACAGUUCAAUGGUGUCAUCGUUGCAUGUAUCCAAUCUUGGACGUGAUGCUGCUUUGGAAAAGGAACUGGCAGAUCAUAGAAAUUUGAGGAAAUUCUCAAUUGAUAUACUGUUUUCGCUUCAUGCUUUGCGCAGAAAAGCUGAUUCAUGGGGCCAAAUCUUGAAUGUUAUUGAGAGCUAUCUACAGUUUCUCGUACCUCAGAAGGUCGUACAAAAGUUAGAUGCUGGAACAUCACUUGAAAUGAAUAUUUCCAUUUUGGUCCAGGCUGCUUCUCAAAUUGCAAAGUCAAUGUUUGAUUCUGCAUUGGACAUUCUUCUAUUUGUGAGCUAUCUUGUCCAUAUCAGUGGGCAGAUAAAUAUGUUGCCUGAUGAUAUAUCCAGAAUUCAACUUGAACUUGUCCCAAUGAUUCAAGAUAUUGUUUUUGAGUGGUUGAUAAUUCAUUUUCUUUGCACCACUCCAUCUGAAUGUCCUGCAAUUGAAGAUUUCAGUUCCCAACUCUCAGCAUUGCAAAUCGAUGGCAGUAUUGAUAAAAGAUCAUGGAAUGACAAACUGGGCAAAUGUAAUUUUACAUUGGCUUUUAUACUUUCGACAACUAUUCAAACCUCUUGUGAAGAUCCUCAUCAGCAUUGUUCACAAAAUCUCCCAAAUCCGCAAAACAUCCUUGAUUUGGUGCGGAACUUUACAAGCUGGAUUAUUUGGGGAAAAUCUGGGGAAGAAUCUAAUUCUUUCUUAAAGCGUUCAAAUGAACUUGCUCUAAUUCUCCUUAAGCAUAGCCAGUAUGAUGCUGCUGAGUGCCUUCUAACUAUGGUGGAGUCCAGCUUACGAAGGGAGAAAAUAUUUAGAACUAUUCAAGAUACUGAUGGUGAUUGGUGUGUCCUUCAACAUCUUCUAGGAUGUUGCUUCCUUGCUCAGGGGCGAUAUGGAUUCCAUGGAAUCUUGAAAGAAAGGAAAGUUUGUGAAGCUAUUCGCUGUUUCUUCAGAGCUUCUUCUGGACAAGGAGCUUCCCAAGCUUUGCAGGCUUUGUCUCAUGAAGCAGGAUUGCCACAUCUUGGUUUUGAUGGUUGUGUAUCAUCUGCUGCUUGGAAGCUUCAUUACUAUGAAUGGGCCAUGCAGAUUUUUGAGCAAUAUGGCAUUGGUGAAGGUGCUUACCAAUUUGCUCUGGCAGCACUUGAGCAAGUUGACGAAGCUCUUACUCAGAAUGAUGAUUCUUAUGGGAGAGAUUUUCCCACUGAAUCAUCCUCUUCCAUUAAAGGACGACUUUGGGCUAAUGUCUUUAAGUUUACUUUAGAUCUCAAUCACUUAUAUGAUGCAUAUUGUGCCAUACUUUCUAAUCCGGAUGAGGAAAGCAAGUAUAUCUGUUUGAGGCGUUUCAUAAUAGUCCUCUAUGAGCGUGGAGGAGUCAAGGUACUUUGUGGCGGUCAAAUACCCUUCAUAGGAUUAGCAGAGAAGAUUGAGCAAGAGCUUGCCUGGAAGGCAGCGCGCUCGGACAUUUUGUUGAAGCCCAACCCAUAUAAGUUGCUGUAUGCAUUUGAAAUGCAUCGGCAUAACUGGCGAAGGGCAGCAAGUUACAUGUACCUUUAUUCAACUCGCUUGAGAACUGAAGUAGUUCUGAAAGAUCACCAGCAGAUAGUACUGGUGCUUCAAGAAAGGCUGAAUGGGCUUUCUGCUGCUAUCAACGCGCUCCAUCUUGUUCAUCCUGCUUAUGCUUGGAUUGAUCCUCUGCUUGAGGGAAAUUCUCUUAAUGAAUAUUAUCCUAGUAAGAAGGCCAAAAGAACAGCGCAAGAACAGUUAGUGGGAAGUGAUAUUCAGUCUCAAAAGCAGAACUCUUACAUUGAUCUUGAGAAAGUUGAAAAUGAGUUUGUGCUGACUUCUGCACAAUAUUUGCUGUCAUUAGCAAAUGUCAAAUGGACAUUCAGUGGAAUGGAUAAUGCUGUGUCGGAUUUGGUCAAUCUCUUGGUUCAAUCAAAUCUAUAUGAUAUGGCAUUUACAGUUCUUCUGAAAUUCUGGAAGCACUCUGCAUUAAAGAGGGAAUUGGAAAAAGUCUUCUCUGCUAUGUCAUUAAAAUGCUGUCCGAAUAAACUAGGCUCCUCAUCUACUGGAAAUGAUUUGAGGACUCACGGUCUUCUGUUGCCAUCCUCGACGAAAGAUGUGGCUGUUCAUUGUUCACCUGAUAUGGGCUCUAUGUCUCACCAGUCUGGAGGGACUACCCAAUGGGAAACUCUUGAGCGUUAUCUUGGGAAAUAUAAAACUUUUCAUGCUGGAUUACCAGCAACUGUUGCUGAAACACUUCUUCGUACAGAUCCCCGGAUUGAUUUACCUCUAUGGCUAAUACGUAUGUUCAAGGAUUUUAGAAGGGAGAGGACCUGGGGGAUGACGGGCCAGGAAUCCAAUCCUGCAACUUUGUUCCGACUGUAUGUUGAUUAUGGUCGAUUUAUGGAAGCUACAAAUUUGUUGCUAGAGUACAUGGAAUCAUUUACAUCAGUGAGACCAUCAGACCUGAUACAUCGGAAAACACCAUUUGCAGCAUGGUUCCCAUACUCGACAAUAGAACACUUGUGGUGCCAACUUGAUGAAUUGAUCAGUUUGGGCCACAUGGUUGACCAAUGUGAGAAGCUCAAAAAGCUAAUCCAUGGAGCUUUGCUGAACCAUCUAAAGAUACUAAAGGUGGAUUCCGAUGAUACAUUAUCUGCUGCUACCAGUUAAGAAAUGUUGUGCGACCUUCUAACUGUCUGUGGAGCGAAGGACAAUUUCCAGUCCUUUUACAACUGAUGACUCGGAUUCCUUGAGCACACAGUUAAGCAUCACUUUGCUUUCAUCACAUGUCAAUUUUGCCAAGGACUAUGGUGAAGCUGCAAUUCCUGAAGUCACCACUGUCUGUAAUUUAUCUUGUCGCAUGAACCUGCUACUAAUUAUGUGGGAUAAAAUCUACAUUCAGAAAAAUGGUGGACCGGUUUCUGCCUUUUGCUUUACCUACUGCCAAGCUGAAAAGAGGGUCGAAGGUUUUCUAGGGAUAAUAUAUGGCAGUAGACUUUAAGCCCUGAAAGAGUGUCAGAACCUUGGGCUUUUCUUCUCUUACCCUUUCCCUUUACUCUUGUAUAGAAGCCAUUAUGAGAUCUUCAUGUUUUUGUUCAUGCAGUUGACCGAGUGUAUGUAGAUACUAGGUUUGAAUUAACAAUCUAAGAAGAGGUUGGGUAGGUGUAUUUGUAGUGUAGGAACUCGAUCUUACUGUAUCUUGAUUCCAAUAUACAUGGGAGUUAAUUGCAGAAAUUGUUUCCUAUA